GCACUAAUCGCAGCCAUUUCACGGUUCAUGCAGAUUCAGCGUGGAAAUACCUCAUGGCCUUUGCGGUGACAAUUAACACGAGAAAGCUCCUGAGCUGCAAGUUUAAAGACGGCUCGGACAACCAGAUCUUGGCGAGUUUUGCCGGCAUCAAAGUGUUCAGCACAACGUGGGUCAUUCUCGGACACACCUACUUCAUCGUGGACAUCAGUGCUCUCCGCAGCUACUUCAAGGUUAUCGACGCCACAGAAGAGCCCUUCUUCACAUUAAUUGGAAACGCCUUCCCAAGUAUCGCAACGUUCUUCUUUAUUGGGGGAUUCCUGUUGUCCUUCAAUGUGCUGAAAAGAAUGAGGAAUCUCAGAGGUCAUUACCUCAUCGUCCUGUGGAUCAUGCUGAUUCGUCGUUACAUUCGGUUGACGCUACCCGUGAUGUUCAUGGUGGGCUUUGGCUUCGUUCUGAGCAUGUGCAUACGUGGACCGGCCUUUUACGAGUUCCUGGGACACAACGACGAGCGCUGCUACGAAACCUGGUGGAUGGUGCUGCUGCACAUCAACAACUGGCAGUCCUUCCUCAACAUGUGCAACCCGUUUUACUGGUACAUCAGCGUUGAUUGGCAACUCUACAUGGUGUUCUGCGCAGUGCCCCUCAUCAUGAUCAGGAGGGAGAAGCUGGGCGUGUUCCUGCUGCUGGGCAGUACGGUGGCCACGGCCGCUUACGUCAUCUUCCAGACGUAUACGCUCGACUACCAGCCUCUGCCGCUGCUGCUCUCCGACCCGAACCAAGCGCGACCUUCGAACACGGUGGACUUCGUGUACAUCAAGCCGUUCACGCACGUCGGGUCUUACUGCAUCGGAAUCUUGUUCGGCUACCUGACCCUCAAGUACGAGCACGUCAAGAUUAGUAAGGUCGUCCAGGCCGGGCUGUGGAUGGCGUCGACUGCCAUCGCGCUGUGCGUGAUCAUGGUGCCGUACGAGUGGCAGAAGGGCAACUUCCCCAGCCAGCUGGAGGCUGGCCUGUACGCUGGCCUGCACCGCACCGCCUGGGCCGUGGCUGUCGGCUGGCUCAUUUUCGCCUGCGUCACCGGACGCGCAGGAGUCGUCAACAAGUUCCUAUCAUGGUCGUUCUUCGUGCCACUCAGUAGGCUCUCGUUGGGCGCCUACCUGACCUCGGUCUUCAUUCUCGCCAUCCGAGUAACGUACCGGCGAGAGAUCGCUGAGUAUCACCACUUUCCCAUGGUGAUGCUGUUUUUCGGCACGACGAUGCUCAGCUACAUAGCGGCGUACGUGCUCUUCUUGGUGAUUGAGUGUCCAAUCGGCCUUAUCGAGAAGUACAUUUUCAUGUCUAAGGCCGUUGUGGAGCGACACUCUGAGAACAACGCACAAACCAACGGCGCAUUCAACGGUUCUGUCGAAAAGAUGACACCGGCAGAGAAAGAGAAGCGAUUUGUCGUCGAGCGCUUCUGAGGGUAGAUUAGGCUAGGAUUUGAGAAUACUUAGAUACCAGAUGGCUUGUGGCGGCGUUGAGAAUCGUACAAAUUUCAGAAGAGCCUUUUCAUGGGAAUAUGGAGCAAAAGCUCUUUGACGAUAUCGUCCACCAUGAGGGCACUUCUGCCACCCCAGGUACCAGAAGUAUGAGGCGCCGAUUGAGGCCUGUCAGUCCAUGCCGGUUAUAAAACCUGCGAAAGUAGGACGAAAGGGAGGGCGAUAACGCAUGGCGUUGAUAAAGAAAAAGUGACCGCUUAUCUUUGCAGUUGAAAAGUAUGCAGCAGAAAGUUGCUUUUACGUUUAUAGAUGCAAUUUUUAUUUCUUAGGCCGCAAUUGACGCCAGGGGCUGUAUACUUCUUCGUCUGUACAAAUAUCCUUGGUAAUCAGCGCCACGUACGUGUUCCCGUCUCUCAUUGCGCCCUCCUUUAACGCUAUUUUUCGCAGUUAUCUAAAUUUCGGGGAAUCUCUAUCUGCGCGAAACGUAUGAUAAAAGCGCUGAAGUGACCAUGCUUCACAAGCCGACCUUGAUAAGUGGGAAUGCAUUGCAAUCGUCAUUUUACUUCAAUAUUUGUUCCUCGAGGGAAGUGUACAUAGAAGAGGUAAAAAGGGAGGAACGAAACUCCUUAGGAGUUCGCGCCUGGCGUUUGCAAGGAGCCCUCGAUUCGCGAGAAUGUGCCCCCAUUUCCGAUUGACAUUGUGAUAAGAUUCACACUCCUGCGAAGGAGAGACGUAAGGAGUGGUUUAUCGUGGCACCCUGCAUUCGAAUGCCGUUGAAGUGGGCGCCGGCUGCGACCCGAGCUCGAACAGAAGCAAAGUGGUUCUGUUGUCGCUUUCAAGCGACAACAGAUUCAGCGGCAGGCCCUUACCGCGGAAGCUUUGUGACUCGCGGGUUUACGGCUUUAUUCCCUCGCGCACUGCCAGUUUCGUACAGCCUCCCUGGAGCACCUAAGGCGAGUCGCGAUGUCAGAAACUUGCUACUUGAGUGGGGCCGUACUGGGUCUCCUAAAACCGCUGCUACCUGUCCACCUCGGUCACGUGCUAAGGUUCCAUGACGCGACGCAUGAAGUUAGAUGCACGUGCGCAACGGGUUGUUGCAAGCAUUUGUUUUCUCAACGCCCCUUACAAGCGACCCGGCACCUAGCCAGAAAGGUGCCUUCUUUGUCUUCAUGAAGACAGUAAUACUUGUGAUUAUUCUAGUUAAAUGGCAUCGAUAUAUCAAGCACGUCAUGGACAUCAUCAAGAAUGACGCAACACAAGCACCUCCAUUUCAAAUAUAUAGGAUCUAUUCACCAAAUAAAUGUUUUAUCAUCCUCGUUUGUGUCCGAGUGUUGACUCGUUAUUC
Dermacentor silvarum is the source of this 2823-nucleotide messenger RNA. RefSeq names its product O-acyltransferase like protein. The transcript has 10 exons. The coding region runs from base 54 to 1460 and encodes 468 amino acids. NCBI's taxonomy places the organism in Eukaryota, Metazoa, Arthropoda, Arachnida, Ixodida, Ixodidae. Gene Ontology annotation, molecular function: acyltransferase activity, transferring groups other than amino-acyl groups. The record is from RefSeq and is a predicted model, not a curated record.